AUGGCCCCUCGUGCGCAUUCCAAGACCUCGCGUGUCCCUCGUCGACCCUUCGAGUCUGCUCGUCUGGACUCGGAGCUGAAGCUCGUCGGUGAAUAUGGCCUGCGCAACAAGCGUGAGGUCUGGCGAGUCGGUUUGACUCUGUCCAAGAUCCGUCGUGCUGCCCGUCAGCUUCUUACCCUCGACGAGAAGGACCCCAAGCGACUUUUCGAAGGCAAUGCCCUGAUUCGCCGUCUCGUCCGUGUCGGUGUCCUCGACGAGUCUCGCAUGAAGCUCGAUUACGUGCUCGCCCUGAAGAUUGAGGAUUUCUUGGAGCGCCGCCUGCAGACCUGCGUCUACAAGCUCGGCCUUGCCAAGUCCAUCCACCACGCCCGUGUUCUGAUCCGCCAGCGCCACAUCCGCGUCGGCAAGCAGAUCGUCAAUGUUCCCUCUUUCAUUGUCCGUCUCGACUCCCAGAAGCACAUUGACUUCGCCUUGACCUCACCAUUCGGCAGCGGCCGUGCUGGUCGUGUCCGCAGAAAGAAGGCCAAGGCCGCCGAGAAGGGCGAGGAUGGCGAGGAGGAGGAGGAUGACGAGUAA
This is a messenger RNA of Trichoderma breve, 576 nucleotides long. Its product is annotated as s4 domain-containing protein. The transcript has 3 exons. Gene Ontology annotation, cellular component: cytosolic small ribosomal subunit. Lineage: Eukaryota; Fungi; Ascomycota; Sordariomycetes; Hypocreales; Hypocreaceae. The coding region runs from base 1 to 576 and encodes 191 amino acids. Gene Ontology annotation, molecular function: structural constituent of ribosome; rRNA binding. Gene Ontology annotation, biological process: translation; positive regulation of translational fidelity. The record is from RefSeq and is a predicted model, not a curated record.